AUGGUCAAUCAAGAUGCGAUUCGCGGUGAUUCGAUCCAUGAGGCUGGAGUAGCUGAGCCUGCUCGUACUCAGCAAGCUUCAUCCAGUCCAGGCUUGAUGGGGAAGAUCAAGGGAUUUUUCGGCUCGGAUGUUCGAGAGGAAAUGCCUGCAUACAAGGAUAUCGAAAUUCACACUUGGAAUGGCCCUGAUGACCCGGAGAACCCAUUUAACUUCAGUUCCAAGUAUAAAUGGCUUCUGACCAUUACAGUUUGCUUCGUGUCUAUUUUGACAGGUCUUCCAGCGGGAACUUAUGGAUCUGGUGACGAUUGGAUGGAGAAAGAGUUUCAUGUUCAAAACUCCCCAUUCCCUAAUCUCUACUGGGCCACAACUUCUUGGAAUAUGGGUGCUGCGUUCUGGCCACUGAUCUUCGUUCCCCUGACGGAAUCCUCUGGUCGUAUGCCUGGGUACUUUGUGGCUUAUAUUAUUCUGGUCAUUUCAUUGUUUCCUUCGGCCUUCGCGAAGAACUUCGCGACUCUGGUUGUUACAAGAUUCUUUGGUGGUGGUGCUUCAUCUGUUUCGAUCAACAUUGUGGGAGGAAGUAUCAGUGACAUUUGGUUUGGCGACAAGGCUCGUAGUCUACCCAUGUCUAUCUUUGGAUUUACUAGCGUCGUGGGUAUUGCACUCGGACCGUUCAUCGGUUCUGUCAUUGUACAGAUUCCUAAGAGUGAACCCUGGCGGUGGAUCUUUUAUAUUCAAAUCAUCUACAACGCGGCCCUUAUCCCCGUCUUUUGGUUCAUCCUACGUGAGACCCGACCAGAUGUUAUCCUCAAAACACGUGCUCGCAAGAUUCGCAAGGAGACAGGUCGCCCUGUUUAUGCCGCCGCAGAGAUUGAUGCUCCAAACAAAAUCUCUCUCCUUAAAACAUCUUUCCAACGCCCAACGCGCAUGCUCACCACGGAGCCCGUGGUGAUCUUCUUCACGCUGUGGAUCAGUUUCGCCUGGGGAAUCCUGUAUCUGUUCUUCUCUAGCGUGGUGCAGACCUAUUCUACCAACUACGGCUGGGGUACUCUGGCAACAGGACUAGUGCAGCUUGCCAUUUCUGUCGGAGCUAUCAUCGGUACUAUCAUCAACCCUCUCCAGGAUUGGUUGUAUCUCCGUUCUGCCCGGAGAAAUACCGAAAAGCCAGGUCGUCCAAUUCCCGAAGCACGAUUAUACACCGCUAUCCCUGGCAGCUUGCUGUUUGCGGGUGGUCUCUUCUGGUAUGGCUGGGCUAGUCAGCCAGAUAUUCACUGGAUCGUUCCCACUCUUGGAAUCGGCGCGGCCGGUAUUGGCAUUUAUUCCAUCUAUAUGGCAGUUGUCAACUAUCUGACUGAUGCGUAUGAGCGAUACGCUGCGUCUGCCUUGUCAGCUGCUUCUUUGGGACGUAAUGCCUUUGGCGCUUUCUUGCCCCUUGCCUCGACUGAGCUGUUCAGCAACCUUGGAUUUGGAUGGGCUGGCACGCUUCUUGGAUUCAUCGGGAUUGCACUCUCCAUCGUUCCUGUUGUUCUGGUUCUUAAGGGACCUCAAAUCCGGGAGCGGAGUACCUUCAUGCGCGAGGCUAUGUGGGAGCCUGAGGAAAAGAUCGAGGUUGACGAUUCCGGGAAAGCUGAUAUGGGACCCAGCGCCGAAGGAAUCGCGUAA
Penicillium verhagenii is the source of this 1659-nucleotide messenger RNA. RefSeq lists its product as uncharacterized. Gene Ontology annotation, biological process: transmembrane transport. The transcript is spliced from 4 exons. NCBI's taxonomy places the organism in Eukaryota, Fungi, Ascomycota, Eurotiomycetes, Eurotiales, Aspergillaceae. The record is from RefSeq and is a predicted model, not a curated record. Bases 1 to 1659 code for a protein of 552 amino acids. Gene Ontology annotation, molecular function: transmembrane transporter activity.